Molecule: messenger RNA, 2759 nt
Organism: Mya arenaria
Lineage: Eukaryota; Metazoa; Mollusca; Bivalvia; Myida; Myidae
Product: probable asparagine--tRNA ligase, mitochondrial
Exons: 12
Coding region: 70-1584 (504 amino acids)
Biological process (GO): asparaginyl-tRNA aminoacylation
Cellular component (GO): mitochondrion
Molecular function (GO): ATP binding; nucleic acid binding; asparagine-tRNA ligase activity
Source: RefSeq, a predicted model, not a curated record
UUUUAAUAAAGAAAACAAAAUCGUAAAAGGUGGUUGUUAAAAUAAUAGUUUAACAUAAUUUUUAAAUAAAUGCAUAAAUGGACAAAAUCAAAUAAACAACAAACACACACACAACAUUUACUGCGUACCGGGAACAUGUCAGCGUCCAUAGCUUUGACAAUCUUGAGAUUAAAAAACUUUCAAGUUAUCUUACACCGAUCAUACAGUGUAAGACGAACAGUUAAAGAGAUACUGAAUGUAAGCCUACAUGCUGAAAAGAAGCCAGUUACUUCAGCAGGCUGGCUGCGGCAUGUAAGGAAACAGAAGAAUGUUGUGUUUUGCAGUCUCUAUGAUGGAAGCACUGACAAACACUUGCAAGUUGUUGCUGACCCACAGAUUUGCCAUGAAGAGCUGUGCACUGGCUGCAGUGUUGAGGUGGGCGGGUCCCUGGUGCCAAGUCAGGGGCGGGGACAGGCAGUAGAGCUCCAGGCUGACCAUCUCAGCAUUGUUGGUCCCUGUGAUAAUGAGGUGUACCCGAUAAAGCCAAAAACUGAGUACACAGCAGACCAGUUGCGAGCCUUUCCCCAUCUGCGGGCUCGUACAAUCUUGCACCAGAAACUUCUCAGGAUCAGAAGUACGGCCUCUAUGGCUGUACAUAAAUACUUUCUGGACAAUCAUUUCUUGUUUGUACACACGCCAAUAACCACGUCUGUAGAUUGUGAAGGUGCCGGGGAAACGUUUUCCAUCAAGACAGGUGAGGAGCUCAAACCUGGUGCUGGAGGCAGAGAUGGUCCAGGUCAUUUCUUCAACAGCCCCACCUACCUGACCGUGUCUGGACAGCUCCACCUGGAGGUCAUCACAGGUUCAUUUUUGAAGGCAUACAGUUUUGGGCCAACAUUUAGGGCGGAGAAGUCUUUGGGUCGCCAUCAUCUGGCAGAGUUCUACAUGAUAGAGGCAGAAGUAGCAUUUACACAGUCAAUGGAGUGUAUACUGCAGGUGAUGGAGGGUUUGGUGAAGUCCAUGACCCAGUCAGUACUGGACAGCCAUGAGGGAGAGGUUGAGGACCUGUGGAAACACAGCCAAGUCAGCGACCAGUCCGACAUUGUCAACAGACUGCUUAAUAAGACCUAUAUCAGAAUGUCAUAUUCAGAUGCAAUCAAAAUUUUAGAAAAUAAAAAGGACAACUUUAAAGAAUCUCCAAAGUGGGGCUGCGACUUGUCGAAGGAACAUGAGAAGUUUUUGGUGAAGCAUUGUGGAAAUGUUCCAGUAUUUGUGACUGAUUUUCCCACAGAAAUAAAGCCUUUCUACUGUAGGCAAAAUGAGGACCAUGCUACAGUUGGAGCAGUAGACUUGUUGGUUCCUGGGGUGGGUGAGCUUUGUGGGGGGAGCCUGAGAGAGGAGAGGCAUGACAUCCUCCGGCCACGUCUGGACAACCUGGGCCUGACACAACCAUAUCACUGGUACCUUGAGCUUCGCCAGUUUGGUUCAGUGCCACAUGGAGGCUUUGGGCUCGGGUUUGAGCGUUACCUACAGUGUCUUCUUGGUAUCCACAACAUCAAGGACACUAUUCCCUUUCCCAGAUGGGUUCAACACUGCCCGCUGUAGUAAUGCAUGUCAACUGGGAUGCCUAUUGGAAUGAUAAAAGUACUGUGUUAUGUAUGACAUGUGGUAUUUUAAACCCAUGAACAAACUUUAGGAGGGGUUGCCUGUGUAUAAAGGGCUUUCUUCUUUUGUUUUUCAUUAAAAUGACUGAAUAUUGGGCAUAUCUCUGUAACCCAAUGGAGCCAUGUUUUGAUGUUAAGAAAUUGCAUAAUAACUUAAACUUUCCUUUCUGCAAAAAAAACAUGUCUAUUGAUUGUUAACGGCUGUUUAAUGUACAUCUUAGUGACUUGGGUAUGAACGCAAUUGGGUUGGUCAAUGUGUGUGGAGUACGAAGGACUCCACGCGUACUUUGACCAACCCAAUUGCGUUCAUAUCCCCAAUAAUGACAUCAACCCCGCAAUUCAUUCCUUAUAUUUACACCAAUAGUUCAUUAUUUCAUCCAAGAAUUGUUAAAAAAAUACUUCAUUUCAUUUAAGAAAACCUUUCAGUAAUCCGUGAUUACCCAUUCUGUAAAUAGAACGACCCGACUAUAACCUGAAACAUUUUUUUCAAAUGAUGUCACAUUAACGCGGGAAAAGAUCAACCACUUGAAAUCACUUUAAAACGUAAAAUUGAAACACUUCUGGUACCAAUAUAUUUAAAAUAUAAUAAACUAUCACUUUUAAAAAUGUUGAUCUAUAUUUUACGGGACCUGUAGACACAAUACAACCAAUAACAUGAUCAAUAGCUUUCAGGUAUAUUGUUAUGCAAUGAAUUACGAUCCGAACAUAUCCGAAGAUGUUGCGUUCAUCGAUUGAUGAACGCAGUUGCCGAAAUGACGUUCAUUUAAGGAAGGAAGUUGAGGUGUAAAUAUUAGUUAACAACAGUGUAUUCUUACGGAUAUUUGCCAUGACAAAAUAAUAAAAAAAACAUAACAAAAUAAAACUUUUGCAAUAUUUGUGUACACAAUGAAACUAAAAAUAUUGGUGAAAUAAAAUCACAAUGAUCAUUCACUACUACUUUACAAAUGAUCUGCUAACUGAUUAUGUAUGAAAUCAACACAUUUUUCAAUGUGAAUCAUUGAAAGAAAUAUUUUGUAUAUUAACACAAACUCUGUGUGUGCGUGUGUGUGCGUGUGUGUGUAUGUGUGUUCUUGACAUAUUAUGUAAAUAUGAUCUAUGUUGAAAAUAAAUGGGAAA